GCCCCGCGGUUCAGUAUGAUUGAAUCAGCCCAGUGUCUAUAAAAACUAUAAUAAAGCAGGGGUUACGCAAGUACAUGAGGACCGGCACGCGCCAAACGUGUGCUUGUGGACUGGCAUAAUACCAUAGAAGAAGAUUUUUAGGCGACAGACGCACUUGGUUUGGGAUACGCGUUUUGAAAUAACAUGGGUAAUUGUCAUACUGUUGGACCAAAUGAGGCCCUUGUUGUUUCAGGCAAGCAACACUGAAGCAUGCAUGAGAGCAUCCGAUGUUCCGAAAGACUGUGUGAUCACGCUCUCCGUAGCCGACGUGGUUGCUGUGGCUCCGAUGGGAAGUCCUAUGUGGUGGGAGGCUGGUCAUGGGCCUGGUGGCUCAUCACAGACAUCCAGAGGAUAACCCUUGAGAUUAUGACCCUGCAGCCCAAGUGUGAGGAUGUAGAGACAGCGGAGGGUGUAGCUAUUACUGUCACUGGGGUGGCACAGGUAAAGCACCUACCUACUGUACCACACCUACCUUCUGAGAAUGGACUGGAAUGCCUCUUUCAGCUCAAGGUGAAGGUGAUGGUAGACAAUGAGCUGCUGGGCUAUGCCUGUGAACAGUUCCUGGGGAAAUCUGUGAUCGAGAUAAAGAGUGUCAUUCUGCAGACCCUGGAGGGUCAUCUACGCUCUAUCCUCGGUACUCUGACGGUAGAGCAGAUCUACCAGGACAGAGACAGGUUUGCUGCUCUUGUGCGGGAGGUGGCAGCGCCUGAUGUGGGCCGCAUGGGCAUCGAGAUCCUCAGCUUCACCAUCAAGGAUGUGUAUGAUAAAGUGGAGUAUCUGAGUUCCCUGGGGAAGAGUCAGACGGCCGCAGUACAGAGAGAUGCCGAUAUUGGAGUGGCCGAGGCAGAGAGAGACGCGGGAAUCAGGGAAGCAGAUUGUAAGAAAGAGAUGAUGGACGUCAAGUUCCAAGCAGACACCAAGAUGGCCGAUUCGAAACGAGGGCUGGAGAUGCAGAAGGCUGCUUUCAAUCAAGAAGUCAACACGAAGAAAGCAGAAGCCCAGCUGGCCUACGAGCUUCAGGCUGCCAAGGAGCAGCAGAAGAUCCGUUUGGAGGAGAUCGAGAUCGAGGUGGUUCAGAGGAAGAAGCAGAUCACCAUCGAGGAGAAGGAGAUUGACCGCACAGAAAAGGAGCUCAUCGCCACAGUCAAGAGGCCGGCUGAGGCUGAGGCCUACAAGAUGCAGCAGCUGGCCGAGGGACAGAAGAUGAAGAAGGUGCUGACUGCCCAGGCAGAGGCAGAGAAGAUCCGUCGUAUCGGUGAGGCAGAGGCCGGUUCCAUAGAGGCUAUAGGGAAGGCUGAGGCUGAGAAGAUGAGGCUGAAGGCUGAGGCCUACCAGCAUUAUGGAGAUGCUGCAAAGACUGCUCUGGUCCUAGAGGCCCUGCCUAAGAUUGCUGCCAAGGUUGCGGCACCCCUGGCCCGGACCAAUGAGAUCGUCAUCCUGAGCGGGGACGGUGGCCGUGUGACCGGCGAGGUGAACCGCCUAUUAGCUGAGCUCCCCGUGUCCGUCAAUGCACUCACAGGGGUGGACCUGAUGAAGAUCCCUUUGCUUCAGAAGAUGAUCAACCCUCAAGCAUAAAAACAAUCUUGUACACCUUGACUCAGUACAUUUCUUUAUGCACUCUUUAAAUCAACUGCCUUCACCUAGAAACACUUGAAAACAAGUAUAGUUUUUUUUUACUACAAGAGUCUAGAUGUUUUAAUUUUCCUAAAUCCCUGGUGCCUUAGCUCUAUAGGGCCAGAUCAUCUGUAUGUACCACUGCUUUUUUGUUAAACAUGUUAGUAUUUUUUGUAGUUACCCCAUUCUGUUGUACUAACACUUGUCUACAUUGUAGAAAAGGGACAUUCAUCAUGGUUGUUCUGUGCAGGCCUUAUUCUGGUCUUAAAGGUCUCGCUAGGUCUUCACCUUGUGUCUUCAUUGUUAUUCUUUUGUUCAUUGUGUUACAAAAUGCUUUGGAUGUGCCUGUGGUUUUGUAUAGUUAUGGAAAGUAUUUCAGAUAUUUUGUCUGAAAUGUUACUUUUUUUCAUUCUAAUGUGCAGUCAGUGCCUGGUUACCAACCAAGUGGCUAAACCUCUGGAAAAGUAAUGGUUUGGCAAUUCUAUAGUGUAGUGAUACUACAGUAGACCUCCAUUUACCAUCUCAAUGAGAGAUGUAGAAAUAUUGUCCUCCCCAUCCUCAUGCCAUCUGCCUUGAAAGCAGAAACAUUGGCAUUCUAUCUUGUUCUUCAGUAGAAUAUUUUAUUUAAUUCUUCAUCUUAGGUAUGGGAGAGGUGUGCAUUCUUAGGUAGACAACACACAGAAAACAUAGACAUUAACACAUGUGCAUGGAUAUACAAGUCUGUAUGAAGCCAUAUACUGUCAAAGUUAGCCUUAAUAUAGAGACCCAGGAGUCCUGCUAGCUUUCCUGAUCAUCUGGAUUACCUCAAUCAAUCUAAGCUUUAAUACUUGUUCUUUCCAACUAUUGAGACAUCAUAUGGCAUGAUAUGCAUUUCAGUCUCUUAGGGUAGCCAAUGUUGUGUUUAUAUAAUCUUUUGGUUACAUUCUGUUAAAUUCUUUAUAAACUAUUAUGUCACUUAUCUCUACAGUUUACCUGACUAUUUACUUUCACGUUUUUACAGGGUGCUUGCUGCCUAUGAUCUUUUUCUAGGAAUGCAAUGCUGCCACGACCUGUUGACCAUCCAAUCAUGUAUCAGCUUUCUCCACAUUCCUUACCCAAAUUGCUUCAAACACAAGAAUACAUUUCAGUUUGUUUUGCCACACAUUUGAGUUGGACUGUCUUGUUGUGGAGUUCAUUUUAUAUUAGCUUCAUUUUAUGAAAACUUGUUUUAGCGUUUUAGGGGAGAUCUAACCACUUUCUGAAUCCGUGACCUCAGCAUCAUUUUUUCUAAUAUGUCAUUUUUUUACAGUAAUGUCAACCUGCUGCCAACUGUGGUAUAUCUCUGGUCUGGGGGAGAAAUGUCAUUAUCUAAUCCCUACUGAUCACCAAAAGAAUACUGUAUUUAUUUUAUUAUAAUCUCCGCGUGUAAGAUUUACAUAGUAGUAGACUAGACCGUAAAAUUUGAUUGAUCAACAGUGUGAUACAGUACUGUAAAUGUAGAUGGGAACCUGUAUUGUGUUUCAUGAAAUGGCUGAUUUGAAUUGUAUAAAGUCAGAACACAUCAACAUUUCUAUCUGGACAUAUUGAUGGCUUUCCCUGGUCAAAUUGUGUUUUUGUUCAGCUGAAAAACUCCCAUUGCAUGUUCUUUUUUGGCGUCUAAUUUUUGUGUCAAUACUCUUUCAAAAAUGUCUCAUGUAUUACUAUGAAUGGAUGGUGUAAUUUCAGCAGGGUAGAAGCAACUUUCAGAUCAGAAAAUAUACCUUUCGGAUCUAGAAUGUAGGUGGAAGACCAAACAUUGUAUGCCUUUUAACUUGUAUCUUUAUCUAUAGAGUAUCUGUAAUGAAACAUGUUUAGAUUGAUCACCCAUUAUUGAAAUGUAUCUAUUCAGACUCAAUAAAUGUUUGUGUGAAUUCGUCCAUUUUCUAGACUGUUAAAUAAUACUGGAAAACUGAUCUAGCAUGGAUAUUUCAGCAUGUGAACAUCACACUCAUAUCCUCGACUCUGUGGCAAAGUGUUAUGUGCUGCCCUAUAAUAAAUGUCUGCCUCAUACA
Oncorhynchus masou masou (cherry salmon) is the source of this 3683-nucleotide messenger RNA. Its product is annotated as flotillin-2a. Bases 250 to 1614 code for a protein of 454 amino acids. Gene Ontology annotation, biological process: protein localization to plasma membrane; regulation of myoblast differentiation. Gene Ontology annotation, cellular component: cytoplasmic vesicle; flotillin complex; plasma membrane. The record is from RefSeq and is a predicted model, not a curated record. Lineage: Eukaryota; Metazoa; Chordata; Actinopteri; Salmoniformes; Salmonidae. The transcript is spliced from 12 exons.